Cannabis sativa is the source of this 1349-nucleotide messenger RNA. RefSeq names its product vesicle-associated protein 2-1. Bases 436 to 1107 code for a protein of 223 amino acids. NCBI's taxonomy places the organism in Eukaryota, Viridiplantae, Streptophyta, Magnoliopsida, Rosales, Cannabaceae. The record is from RefSeq and is a predicted model, not a curated record. Gene Ontology annotation, biological process: endoplasmic reticulum membrane organization. The transcript has 7 exons. Gene Ontology annotation, cellular component: plasma membrane; endoplasmic reticulum membrane.
ACACGUGUCACACAUAAGGUUUCUCUCUCUGUUUUAUUUUUUUCUUUCUUUCUAGGGACCAACCUUGAUUGAAGGUCUGCCAUAGCACAUAAUCCAAAAGCUUCUCUCUCUAUUCUAUAUGUGAUUAUUGAAGAUUAAGGGUGAGUGAGUGAGUUGGAGACCGAUCUUGGUGCCGAACAAGGAGUGUUUGCUUUCACCAUUUGGACCAAGCCAUAUCCAAUCCCAUCUCCACUUCUUUCUCCUCUUUCUCUCUCUCUAAAACUCAUCAACAUACAACCAUUCUCUCUUUUCAAAACAUUGCUUUAUUAUUAUUAUUAUUAUUAUUAAUUGUCAAAAUAGAUGGGAUGGUAUUUUGGUAAUGAUUGAAUGCAAUACAAAAACAGGGAUUCAAAUUUGAUUGAUGAGAUACUACUUUUUUGAAAGAGGUUGUUGAUCAUGACUGCUCCUUCUUCUAAUGCUAAUAGUCUGAUCUCUGUUCUUCCUGAUGAGCUCAAGUUUCAAUUUGAGCUGGAAAAGCAAACCUUUUGUGAUCUAAAAGUUGUCAAUAACACAGAACAUCAUGUUGCGUUUAAGGUCAAAACCACAUCUCCUAAGAAGUAUUUCGUGCGGCCAAACACUGGUGUUAUACUCCCUUGGGACUCAUGUGUCAUAAGAGUGACCCUCCAAGCGCAACGAGAUUAUCCCCCGGAUAUGCAAUGUAAAGACAAAUUUCUCUUGCAGAGUACAAUAGUUUCUCCAAAUACUGAUGUGGAUGACCUUCCACAAGAUACUUUUACCAAGGAGGGUGGAAGGGCAUUAGAGGAGUGCAAGCUUAGAGUUGUGUAUGUCACAGCUCAAGGAAACUUAGACGAUGAAACAACAAGGAGCUCUAUGCGCAGCCCCGAUACCACUUCUAACCAGACUAUACAACAGCUCAAGGAAGAAAGAGAUUUAGCGAUUAGGCAAACACUGCAGCUUCAGGUGGAACUGGAUUUGGCUAGAAGGCGAAAAAACAGGAAAGGCGACCCUGGAUUCUCCUUUAGGUUCGCCGUAAUAGUGGGAUUCAUCGGAAUAAUGGUGGGCUUCCUUUUUAACCUAUUGUCCUCUUCACCAACUACACAAAAUUAAAAUUUAUAUGUUCAAAUCAAACUUCUUCAUAAGACCUUUUCUUAAAAAUAUAUAUAUAUAAAAAAAAUUGUUUUUUUUUUUUUAGUUUUUUGGGUUGAAUUUAUUUGUAUACACUUUGUCAAGUUUCAGUUGAGAUUGGAAUGGGAUGUUUGCUCGUUUCCUUCUUUUCUCUGUAUAUUGAAAAUCUUGCAAAAUUUAUGUUAUGAAUUUCCUCCUUUAUAGAUUAUGAAACUUUUGGUCCU